AUGAUUAACUCCACUCAGUUUUUAUAUUUUACACUUAGUGCGUACUUUGACACAGGGGUUUUAAAAUACUUAUUUUUCAUGUUUAUUUUGUCUUUGUAUAUGUUAAUUGUUUGUUCCAAUGUGUUGGUCAUUGUGGUGAUCUGUAUGAACAGAAGCUUACAUGAACCUAUGCACCUUUUUCUCUGCAGCCUGUUUGUAAAUGAACUGUUUGGUAGUUCAGGGUUGUUUCCAUUCCUUCUGGUUCAGAUCCUCUCUGACAUUCACACUGUUUCUGCUCCACUUUGUUUCCUGCAAAAUUUCUUUCUGUACUGUUAUGGAGGUGUAGAAUUUACUAACUUAGCCGUGAUGUCUUAUGACCGAUAUCUUGCUAUUUGUUUUCCUCUACAAUACAACACACUUAUGACCUUUAACAAGGUUACUGUUCUUAUUGCUGUGACAUGGCUUUUACCUGUUCUACUGUGUGUUGUGAUGACAUCAUUGAGUAGCUCUUUACAGCUGUGUGGGAACAUCAUUGAGAAAGUCUACUGUGACAACUACUCCAUUGUCAAACUGGCCUGUUAUGACACAUCAGUCAAUAACGUCUAUGGACUUAUUGUUGCUGCACUUUCCGUCCUUUGUCCUCUAAUUCUAAUAUUGUACACUUACAUAAAAAUCCUGAGAGUUUGUUUCUGUGGUUCUAAACAGACCCGACAGAAGGCGGUCAGUACCUGCACACCUCACCUCGCCUCCCUGCUCAACUUCUCAUGUGGGGCUUGCUUUGAAUUAUUACAGAGCAGAUUUAAUAUGCACAAUCUGCCCACUACUUUGAGAAUUGUGUUAUCAUUAUACUGGCUUACAUGCCAGCCGGUUUUCAACCCCUUAAUGUAUGGGCUAAAUAUGUCCAAAAUCCGAAUUAUAUGUAAAAGUCUUGUCUUUGCUAAAAUGUAG
This is a messenger RNA of Cyclopterus lumpus (lumpfish), 927 nucleotides long. RefSeq names its product olfactory receptor 10A6-like. Gene Ontology annotation, cellular component: membrane. Gene Ontology annotation, biological process: G protein-coupled receptor signaling pathway. Bases 1 to 927 code for a protein of 308 amino acids. Lineage: Eukaryota; Metazoa; Chordata; Actinopteri; Perciformes; Cyclopteridae. The record is from RefSeq and is a predicted model, not a curated record. The transcript has a single exon. Gene Ontology annotation, molecular function: G protein-coupled receptor activity; olfactory receptor activity.